AUUCAAGUGAGAGGUAUGCGUAGGAUAUUCAUGAUAUUGAGCAAGUUGUGGUUGUGACAAUUUUUCUUCCUCUCAAUUUUCUUAUCGAAAUGAGUACAAAUUUUAGAUGCUAGACAUCUUUCUGAUGUGGUAGAAAAUGGUCCUCGUUGCGUCCUCUGUGAUCGAAGGAAUCGUCCGCGAUGGCCUGGGUCAGCAAAUUAGCGUCGGGAAGGUUAGCACGGUGCAGCGGCUGUGGCAGGGAUAUGGUGAGAUUAUGCGCGUGAGCCUCAAGAAUUCACCACUGCCUCCAGAGGACGACAAGCACGCCAACAAGGCAGCGUCCUCUUCUGUGAUCAUCAAAUAUGUGGCGCCACCUCGAGGUGUGGGACAUGCUGGCGUCGGAGAUAUCGGCCACCAGCGCAAGGUGCGGUCCUACGAGGUGGAAAGUGCAUUUUAUCAGCACUUCGCGAAGCAACUUGGUUCUGCGGUCCGCGUGCCACGAUGCCUCUUUGUCACGAAUCAGGACCAGAAGACGGGCAAAAAUGAGGUAUGGAAGUAGCAGCGUAAUUGUAACAUUACUAGGUAGGCGUCAUUCUUAUCCUUUUAAUAAGAAAAAGAAGUAAUUAUAUAUACCGUUACAGCAUGCUCGGAGGGGUGCUCUUAUUUUGCGUCAGAAGUAUUACGGGUCUUCCACACCGACACCCACAGCUCCUUGUGGCAGUUAUCGCAGUUUUGGCCAAAGAGUAUUUGAUAGAUAUGUUCUCGAAGGGUAAACUCAUGGUCGUUGUAAACUUCUUGGUCUAGCUAAGCCUAGCAGUGAGGGGCAGAUUUGCUUCGUGCUGGAGGACCUAGACGCCGCGGGCUUCGCCGGACGAGAGCACUACUUGACAGCUGAUACGGUUAGGCCGAUGAUCUCUUGGCUUGCGCGUUUUCACCGCAGUUUUCUCUUCGAUUCGACGACCCAAGAGGGGGCUGAUGGCGGAGACCCUGUAACCGCGAAAAUGUCCAAGAAAAACAAGAAAAUGCGCAGUCUUUUAUGGUCCUGCGGUUGUUACUGGCAUCUCGACAUGCGGCCGGACGAGUUGGCGCAGUUGCGUCGGGACGACCCAUUGAGGAUGAAUGCAGCAACCUGGGACGCCCAACUUAAAGGCGCACGAUGGCAAACGCUUGUCCAUGGUGACGCAAAGGUAGAGAAUUUCUGCUUCUCAUCACUAAAGACGAGAAAAGGGAAACACGACAAGAACACAAGAUCUACUACGAGCAACGAUGGACAUGGAGGAGGUGAACAACAACUGGCUUCGGAUGUGGCCGCCGUCGAUUUCCAGUACGUGGGUUUCGGUGUAGGUGUCCGCGAUCUUGCGUAUUGCCUCAGCAGCUGUUUAUCCGAACGAGAGAUGAUGAAAUAUGCAGACGAGUUGUUAGACUUCUACUUUGGAGAGUUCUUCAACUUUGACGCAGGCGUAGGCGAAGGUGUGCUCCAGUUAAGACAAGGCCGCAUUAUAAUUGAUUCUUCCUGUUUGAUGACGUAGUUUUACAGACAGUAAAAGUUUUUUCCUAAAUUUCUCUUUGUAGUUCGUCGGUGUGGUACGGAGCAAGUACAUGAGAAUGCGAUGAGUAAAGAUGGUAAAAACUCCAACAUCAGAAGUAGUUCGUGGUCGUGGAUCACGACCUGCUCUAAUUUCGUUCGGUGAAAAGGGUACAGAGGGGGACAGAUCCGAUGUAGAACGCGAAUGGCGACAGCUGUGGCCAGUCUGUUUCGCGGAUUUCGAGCGCUUCCUCGCAGGCUGGUGUCCUGGUGGUGGAUGGGCUCGCAACGGCUACACCCUUCAAAUGACCCAAAAAGCCAUUCAACUGGCUAGUGAGAAUUAUUCGUUGAUCUAUGUAUCACAAGGUGAACGAAGUAGAUUUCAUGCCUAACAAAUUCGCAAGGACGACGCUAUUAAGUGGAAAUUUGUAAAUGUAAAGCAAGGACACAGAAGAUCUUGAAAUAUGUGGUAGGAAGACGAAUUUGACUGAUGAUCCAAGGUCAAAUUGUUUACGCGCGUCAAGAAUUCUUUGCUGUCUCGAUUCCCUGCUCUGCUCUUUUCCGAUGAAAAAAGCAUGAAUUUCAAAUUCUGUGGAGUCUCUCGCCGACGUUUUGCAAUUAACGUUAC
Messenger RNA from Amoebophrya sp. A25, 2132 nucleotides. The record is from the annotation of a GenBank genome assembly. Lineage: Eukaryota; Dinophyceae; Syndiniales; Amoebophryaceae.